UCCGGGGUGGGUGCUGGGGCGGCGCGGAGGCCUCGGAGGCCCUCGGGCUGGGUGGCGGGCGUGGCGCUGGUACCUGCUCCGCCGGUGACGUGCCCUCCUCCGGGACACCGAGGCCCGGACAACUGGGCCGGGAGGCGCCGCCCACUCUUCCGGCCCUCUCUCGGAGCGCGGCCGGGGUUGAGCCGCGAGCGGCCGCGCCCAGACGCUUGGGCCUCCGCGACUAUUUGUUCCCCCACCAGAGGUGAGGAAGAUUUGAGUUUGCAGUCUUCACCUGGGAACAGCUUUGUGUUUUAGCUUUCCCCAGGCGGCUUAGACAGAGUAGUGCACGGCAUAUCUUUUAAUUAAAGCAUGGAAUACGGAAAACAAAAAACUUCAGCUAGUGUUUUAGUCUCAUCUGAAAUUCUACAGGAUCUUCGUUCCCCAACCAGGGAUCAAACCCUGCAGUGGAAGUGUGGAGUCCUAACCACUGGACCGCCAGGGAGUUUCCAGUUACCACAGAGCACUGAGUAGAGUUCCCUGUGCUGUACAGCAUGUAUCUUAUAAGUAGUAUAUGGCAGAGUUUUAAGCCAAUCUGAGAGUCUGUUUUUCAGUAGAAAUUUCAAGCACUAUUUUUGACUGCUACUUGCUACUGAAUGUUCAGUUGAUGAAAUUGAAGGUCUUUCACUCAGAAGAAAUAAAUCAAGAAGAACCCAAGGCUCGCGUGCUCCUGAGUUGCUGUGAAUGGCCCCAGCGCUCCUGACCACUCUUCCGGGUAGGAUGUCGCUGAGAUCCCUGAAAUGGAGCCUCCUUCUGCUGUCACUCCUGAGCUUCCUGGUGAUGUGGUACCUCAGUCUUCCCCACUACAAUGUGAUAGAACGCGUGAACUGGAUGUACUUCUAUGAGUAUGAGCCCAUUUACAGACAAGACUUCCGCUUCACACUUCGAGAGCAUUCGAACUGCUCUCAUCAAAACCCAUUUCUGGUCAUCCUGGUGACCUCAAACCCCUCAGAUGUGAAAGCCAGACAGGCCAUUAGAGUUACUUGGGGUGAAAAGAAGUCUUGGUGGGGAUAUGAGGUUCUUACAUUUUUCUUAUUAGGCCAGCAGGCUGAAAGGGAAGACAAAAUGUUAGCAUUAUCCUUAGAGGAUGAACACCUCCUUUAUGGCGACAUAAUAAGACAAGAUUUUUUAGACACGUACAAUAACCUGACCUUGAAAACGAUUAUGGCAUUUAGGUGGGUAACUGAGUUUUGCCCCAACGCCAGGUACAUCAUGAAGACAGACACUGAUGUUUUCAUCAAUACUGGCAAUUUGGUGAAGUAUCUUUUAAAUUUAAACCACUCAGAGAAGUUUUUCACAGGUUAUCCUCUAAUUGAUAAUUAUUCUUAUAGAGGAUUUUACCAAAAAACCCAUAUUUCAUACCAGGAGUAUCCCUUCAAGGUGUUUCCUCCCUACUGCAGUGGAUUGGGUUAUAUAAUGUCCAGAGAUUUGGUGCCAAGAAUCUAUGAAAUGAUGAGUCACGUAAAACCCAUCAAGUUUGAAGAUGUUUAUGUUGGGAUCUGUUUGAAUUUAUUAAAAGUGGACAUUCACAUUCCAGAGGACACCAACCUUUUCUUUUUAUAUAGGAUCCAUUUGGAUGUCUGUCAACUCAGACGCGUGAUUGCAGCCCAUGGCUUUUCUUCCAAGGAAAUUAUCACAUUUUGGCAGGUUAUGCUAAGGAACACCACAUGCCAUUAUUAAUUUGACAUUCUACCCAAAGCCUAGAGAAGGGAGGGAUACUUUGUGGAAAACGUUAAAGUUAGACUAUGAAAUCUCCAAUGGAAAACUCAUGGGAAGGUCACUGUGUGGCUUACAUGGAACUGAAACUCAUGAAGAGGCUAUAGGCUGGAGACUGGAGGGUUGUACUUGACCUGUGGUUUAUUUUGACAACAAUCAAGUCAGGCCUUUUAAAGAUGAGAUUCAGAGGAAUUAAACAUCUUAUAAAGGAAUGGGAGGUUUUUGUUAAUAAAACACAUAGGACCAAACAAUUUGAACGUGUCGUUCUAUAGAUUAAAACUUCUUAAAUGGGUUUCAUUGAAUUAUAAGCUCAUCUGUCCAUAACAGCAAAGCAGUGUGGAGUAUUAUUCAUUGAACAAUCUAGUCAGUUCAGGGUUUUGUGUAUAUCUUACAUGGAUUACAGUUUUUUAAAAUAUAUAGUUGUGUGUAAAACAAGUGAAGUUAUGCUGAACAAAAUUUCAUCUCUUUUUGGUCAUUCGGAAGAUACUUCAGGAUGUUGCAGUAUUUCAGUUAUCAAUUAUUAUUUAAUGGUACUUAAAGUUUUGCACUUUUAUGGGUGUUUGAAUGUUAUGGUUGUUUCAAUACUGUAUAAACAGAAUAGUGAAAAAUCACUCUAUAUUUAAACUUCUUUUCCAGUUACUUCACUGAUGAGUUUAUUAUGAAUAGCUCCAUUAAUGUGUAGAUAUCGGUCAUUAUUGCAUA
Molecule: messenger RNA, 2454 nt
Organism: Globicephala melas (long-finned pilot whale)
Lineage: Eukaryota; Metazoa; Chordata; Mammalia; Artiodactyla; Delphinidae
Gene: B3GALNT1
Product: beta-1,3-N-acetylgalactosaminyltransferase 1 (Globoside blood group)
Cellular component (GO): Golgi membrane
Molecular function (GO): N-acetyl-beta-D-glucosaminide beta-(1,3)-galactosyltransferase activity
Source: RefSeq, a predicted model, not a curated record